AUGAUCACUUUCUCCAGAGCUUCGAGUGAGCGGGACUGCAUCCAUCACUUCCUUACUGGGCUGACUGUGUGUGAGAACACAGUGUGCAGAUACCAGGACCCAGGGUCCCCAACCCGGGGCACCCCUUGUACCAACAUGGCCCAGACAGGUGUCUCCCUCUGCAGCCCUGGGUACCUCACCUCUGCCUCGCAGGCCACCCUGCUCUUCAGCCUGGUCCUCGCCUCCUUCCACUUGUCCUGCUGUACAGAAGCUAGCAGCGGCAACUCAACCCUGAGUAUAUACCACCCAGACCCUGGGACCCUGGAGCAGUGUGCCAAUGUGGACUUCUGCCCACUAGCCUCGCUGUGCUGCCGAGCUUCAGUGGACGAGUACGGCUGGAUUGCUGCGGCGGUCGGCUGGAGUCUCUGGUUCCUCACCCUCAUCCUGCUGUGUGUGGACAAACUGAUGAAACUAGCUCCAGAGGAGCCCAAAGACCUGGCAGCGUGA
This is a messenger RNA of Chionomys nivalis (European snow vole), 486 nucleotides long. RefSeq names its product transmembrane protein 213 (gene Tmem213). Bases 1 to 486 code for a protein of 161 amino acids. The record is from RefSeq and is a predicted model, not a curated record. NCBI's taxonomy places the organism in Eukaryota, Metazoa, Chordata, Mammalia, Rodentia, Cricetidae. The transcript has 4 exons.